AUGAGAUGCAAAAAUCAGAAUUGUUACUCCCUUGAGCAUCAGCUGCAUAAUUCAGCACAAAUUGCUCGGAAAGAGCUGCUGAAUCCUUUGGAGCAUUCCAUGAGGUUGAAAUUGAAUCCGAAUUACCAUGUUGUUGAUCUGAACGAAGUUCCUAAUGGAGAAUCUGACGAAUUCGACCCUGAUGAAGAUUCUGACGGAAAGAUUCCGAGUCUACGCCUAUGGUUUGCUGUGAUAUCUGCCAACGUUGGGUGCCCUGUCCGUGUGAAGUACAUGCAAUCUCAAGCAGAUGGAAAUAUGCAUUAUGUAUGUCCAGCAUGCCGGGAAGAAUGCAACCAUGUUAGGAAUCUCGAAGAAGCUGUUCAGGAGCUUUAG
Molecule: messenger RNA, 372 nt
Organism: Fraxinus pennsylvanica
Lineage: Eukaryota; Viridiplantae; Streptophyta; Magnoliopsida; Lamiales; Oleaceae
Source: the annotation of a GenBank genome assembly